Messenger RNA from Mugil cephalus (flathead mullet), 5045 nucleotides. It is a transcript of the gene shc2, whose product is annotated as SHC (Src homology 2 domain containing) transforming protein 2. Lineage: Eukaryota; Metazoa; Chordata; Actinopteri; Mugiliformes; Mugilidae. The transcript is spliced from 13 exons. Gene Ontology annotation, molecular function: receptor tyrosine kinase binding. The record is from RefSeq and is a predicted model, not a curated record. The coding region runs from base 1116 to 3302 and encodes 728 amino acids. Gene Ontology annotation, biological process: cell surface receptor protein tyrosine kinase signaling pathway; intracellular signal transduction. Gene Ontology annotation, cellular component: plasma membrane.
GAGGAGAACAGUUAUUUGAUUUUCUUGAGCUGCAUGUAAAUUGGAACAAGGACUGUAGUCAGAAAGUCGAAUUUUGAGCAUACCUCAAUUAAGGUCUGCAUGUUAACGCACUGAAUACAGUGUGUUUACAUGUUUAAAUAUAUUGAACGAAAAACAAAAUGAUUUCUGUUAUACAUAUGUCCUAGCCCAUUUACUAAAAAGACAAGAAACGUGUCAAACUACAAACAUAGUUGAAUCAACACCUCUCUCAACUAGUACUUAAUAUCACAACCAUCAUGAAGGUCUAGUCCAGAACUUUUAUAAUGGAUUGCAUUUGUUUUAAGUGGUGUAUCCAUUAAACUGACAAGUGAGUGUUCAUCAUUAUCAACAUAAUCAACAUAAUAUACAGUGUAUCUCGGUCCACUCCAUAUUUCUAUCCACUUAAUGUCAGGUUCCAAAUCCUCAUUGCAUAUUCAACAUAUUUUUUAGCUUUUUUUUAAUAUCACCAACAUAAAAAAAAAUAAAAGAUGUAAUUUAAAAUACAUUGUUUACAUUCUUAUAAACACACUGUAACCUAAUCUAAUGUCAUUGCUGACCAGCGCUAGCAGCAUUGUUCAUUCUGAGAGGUUUGAAAUGCCACUGGUAAUUUUGUUAAAAAUUAAUGUACACUGCCACAGCUUUUCUGCAUUUCCUUUCUGCAGAAACACAGGUGCUCCGCAGUGCGAGUGUGUUUCUGGGUGGUUCAGGCAGAUGUGUUUUAGCUAAUACAGUCUAAGAGCAGCUGGACAGGGCAGGGCUAAUAGUCCAAUGACAUCAUCUAGAGAGAAAGAGAGAGGGAGAGAGAGAGAGUGAGAGAGAGAGAUAGAGCUUGCCUAGGGCAGUGAAAGGAAGCAGGACAGCACAGACAGAGAGCAGAGCGGCAUGAGAGUGGGACAGCGCGCGUAUGUGAAUGGGAGAGGACCAGGCAGCAUUCAGUUGACUUUGACAAGGAUAUAGGACCCGGACGAUUUUCUCUCCAGUUUUCUCUUCCACUUCCAUUACACCUUUCCCCCUCCCCUUCCCCCUUUCCCCUCUCCCCUGCAUCCUGUGGCAGUUAUCCCCCCUCUCAGCUCCUGCUUCAGGCGGCUCCUCCGGGCAUGCUCCUUAAGCCAAAGUAUGGCCGCUUUCGCAAUGAGUCUGUGACCUCUUCUGAUGACCUGAUGCAGAGCUUAGCCAUGACCGGCAAAGUUGUGGCCACAUCAGUGGUCCCCUCCUCCACCCCGAGCCUUCCUCUGCCUCCUUUGCCUCCUCUGGAUCCCAGUGCCAGGUCCUCCUCCUCUGGCGGGGCAGCUGCCCUGGCUGACUCCCCUUGUUUGGAUGGGGAGCAGGAUGGCACCACAACCUUCUGCAUGCUCAUCCCAAAGAUGCCUCAGUGGAAAUUCUCCAACUCUCUGCUCAGCCGGAGCCCGUCCAACUCCAGCUCCAACUCCAGCUCCAGCAAGGACUCGGGCAAGGCAGCACCAGCUCCUUCCCAGGCCUCCGUCUCCUCUUCUUCAUCAUCACACAGGCCCAGUAGUGCAACCUCAGCCAGUGGCCCAGUGGCCAGCCUAGCAGCAGUGCUUAACUCCUGUGACCCUGUGUGUGUCACCCCGUGUUCCCUGCAGGCUAUUCGGGGACAAAGAGCAGUAGCAGCGGCAAAUUCUUCCAGUUCAGGGCUGCACGGAUUUGGGGCCACAGAGGUCAUGAUGAGCCCUGGUGGUUCCAGCAGCUCCAGAUCAGGAAUGAACCGCAGAACAAGAGGUGAAGGCAUGUGGCUGGGGGGAGAGGACUUCAACCAGAAGGGCAGCUUCAUCCACAAACCCUCUCAAGGCUGGCUGCACCCUGACAAGAAGAUUGCAGGACAAGGUGCCUCUUACAUAGUCAGGUACAUGGGCUGCAUUGAGGUGUUGAAGUCGAUGCGCUCCCUCGACUUCAACACACGGACUCAGGUGACGAGGGAAGCCAUCAACAGGCUGUGUGAAGCUGUGCCAGGUGGAAAGGGGGCUUGGAGGAAGAAGGCCCUGAACAAAGCCCUGCAGUCGAUUAUGGGGAAGAGUAACCUGCGAUUUGCAGGCAUGAGCAUCGCGGUCAAUAUUUCCAUAGAUGGCCUUGGUCUGCUCAUCCCUACCACAAGACAGGUUAUAGCCCACCACCCUAUGCAGUCCAUCUCAUUUGCCUCUGGGGGAGACACUGACACACCUGAUUACGUUGCGUAUGUGGCCAAAGACCCAGUGAAUCAAAGAGCAUGUCAUAUCCUGGAGUGCUCAGACGGUUUAGCCCAGAGUGUCAUCAGUACGAUCGGCCAAGCCUUCGAGCUGCAGUUCAAACAGUAUCUACACAGUCCUCCUAAAACCAUGGCAUCUGUGGAGAGGUCUGUGAGGACAGAAGAGCCCAUGUGGGGAGAGGAUGAGGACUUCUCUGAACAUGAUUACUACAACAGUAUCCCAGGGAAGGAGCCUCCUGUCGGGGGAGUGGUGGACUCCAGACUCAGGCAGAGUGGAGCCCUCCUCGGCCACAUUCAUACCCAGCCACAAAGCAAGACAUCAGCUCAGCAGACAGGCUCACCAGCAAGAAGGGAGCAAGCAUCUUACCCCCCUGGACAGCUGUGCUAUGAGCUCCACUGGGACACAGAGGCGCCCUGCGGCUCAGGCCUGACAUCAGAUGGUUACCUGUGUGCUGACGGUCAGCCACCAGGCAGCAGGGACUACGAGGAGCAUCAGUAUGUUAACACACAGAGUCUGGAGAACCUGGAUUCACUCACACAAGGUCCCGAUGGACACAGAGGGACCAGGGCACCUGAUAGUCCCAAAAAGGACCUCUUUGACAUGAGGCCCUUUGAGGAUGCCCUGAAGCUCCAUGAGGCCUGUGGUGGAGCUGGUGGGUCCAGCAUAUCUGGUGGCUCCGGUACUCAGGUUGGUGGAGGAGGUGUUCGAGUGUUAGAGGACCAGUGGCCCAGCCCUCCACGACGCAGAGCUCCAGUGGCGCCAAAUGAGGAGCAGCUCCGUAGGGAAACCUGGUAUCACAGCCGUAUGAGCCGACGAGACGCAGAGAAACUCCUGGUCCGAGAUGGAGAUUUCCUCGUCCGAGAGAGCACCACUAACCCCGGGCAGUAUGUGCUAACAGGCAUGCACUGUGGCCUGCCCAAACACUUACUGCUAGUGGACCCUGAGGGAGUGGUCCGGACCAAAGACAUGUUAUUUGAGAGCAUAAGCCACCUCAUCUCAUACCACCUGAAGAAUGAGCUGCCAAUUGUGGCAGCAGAGAGUGAGCUCCACCUCAAACAGGUAGUCAGGAGGAAACAGUGAGUCACCCGGCCCGGCAUGGGAAGAGCCAAAAUCACAUGUGCCCAUGCAAACCAAAUUAAAAGAUUAUUCCGAAAUCAUUUUUUUCUGAGAGGAUGGUUCAUCUGGAGGAGAGAAUAUCGUUGACUCUUUCUUUCCACUGACACUUCUUCUGAGGAGAGUGAAGCAUCUGACACCACCUUGUACUAUCUCAGCCUGUUGGCUUCUUGGAUAAAACCAAAACAUCCCUCAUCUGUCACAAACUCCUCAGCAUUCAGCUAUUAAGCUAAUAAAGCAACCAGAAUGCACGGUUUGUCCUGUUCUAGAGCUGGAUAACCACCAAGCAAGAUCAAAAAAUGUAACUGACAAGUGUUUGGAGAGGACCCGACCUCAGGAAAUCACAAAAGGAUUUGAUGCACAGUCAAGACAUGUCCUACAAAGCCUGUAACAGUAAAGUGCUUCCAGUAAUGAGUGACUUGCACAACCAGUCAGUCACCAGGUCCUUCAUCCAACGAGUAACGGACAUCACAGAACAAAAACUGAUUUUCUGGUGAACAAAUAAAAACAAAAGAGAUGUCAGCUUCCACAUUGAUUGCAGCAAACUGCAAGAAACAAGAGAGCAAAAAAAAAUAAGAAAUCCAUGUCUCACUGGACUAUAAAGACUGCUGUUACAUGUUCACAGGUCUGCAUAUCUGAGAAGGCACAAAGGAUGCACCCUGAACACAAGUCAGUGCUGGAUUUCUAAGUCAUCUUCUAUGUGAUAUUGUGAGCGUCACCUUUUUUCCAUUUGAAAAUAAAUCAUACAGGCACACUAUAUCUUCAUGUAGACAGUCGUACAUUACAUACAUUGUCUUGAACGUGAUCACAUUUACCAUAGAUAUCGGUGGUUUGUGUUGUGUUUGUAAGGGCUGUUUAUAAUUUGGUGAAAUUAUGUGUUGUAUAAGCCUGUGAACAUUACUGGUCAGACUGUACUCUGGUGAAUAAGACACCUCCUCUGCAUUCAAACUCAGUAUAUCCAUGCCUGUUUCCCUCUAGCCCCUCAAACUUCAGUGCCUUAAUAAACUACACUGACAGGCGUUUGUGUCAGAGUGUAUAUAAUGUGCAUUUAUGCUCCUAUUGCAAAAGACUAGUUUUCUUGCUAUGCCAAUGAAUAAAUGAACAAACUUCAGGAUGAUUAAGCUCUUAUACUUGUGAACAGUAUCGUAAGCUGCUCUUGUUUUGGGGUGAAUGCUGAUUAGUGAGGUUUUAUAGAGUUCUUGAUUGUCUUUAUGUGUGUCCAUCAGAAGAAUCCCCUCAAAGAUUGUCUUUAUCUCAUAAGCCAUAGUUAGUACCCCUGUACAGUGAUUGAUAUACAAGAGGGGAUUUAGACUUGAAAAUAAAUCCUUUAUUUGUCCCGGCUCAGGGAAAUGCAUCACAUUAUUGAUUGUCCUUAUCCUUCAUCAACGUUUAUACAUUUCAAGUGUGUUUAUCCUCCCAUUUUUUUUUGCCCACUGUAAAAUUGUAGAGCUUUAACCCUUGCCCCUUUGGUUGUACGCUGUUUGCAUUUGUCUUCUGCAACAUAUCUCUAAUCUGGCCCUUGACUGUUCUUAGCAUCAGCCUCACAAAUGCACAGAUAUAUGAGGUAAACUGCUUUCAGUGAGAUCCAAAUAAUAAGGGUAUUAUUUGUGUGUAUUCUUUUAACAUCCCCCCCUUUGCUUUCUCAGGAAUUUCUUGAAUCUUCUCUGAUUAACUGUAAUGGCUUUUUGUCAAUAAAAUUGAUUAAAAAUA